Messenger RNA from Spinacia oleracea (spinach), 1347 nucleotides. Its product is annotated as mitogen-activated protein kinase 4a-like. Gene Ontology annotation, biological process: protein phosphorylation; intracellular signal transduction. Gene Ontology annotation, molecular function: protein serine/threonine kinase activity; ATP binding; methyltransferase activity. The transcript is spliced from 8 exons. The record is from RefSeq and is a predicted model, not a curated record. Gene Ontology annotation, cellular component: cytoplasm. Lineage: Eukaryota; Viridiplantae; Streptophyta; Magnoliopsida; Caryophyllales; Amaranthaceae. The coding region runs from base 508 to 1347 and encodes 279 amino acids.
UUUAAAAAACACAAACUUCAAUUUACUAUUGCUGCAAUAGUGUUGUGCCGAUUUUACCCCACCUUUCAACCUUAAUUACUAAAUUUUCCAUGAUGUUGGAUGAUGCCACGUGUUCCAUCAUCUAUCUGCCUUAUUUGAUCGUCUUUGUUUCCCCUUUCUCUUUCCUCGACUAUGGGAUCUUUUUCCCCUUCCAUUUUCAACAAACCCUAGCUCUCAUCUUUGCAAUCUCUUCCUCCCCCUUCACCUCUCUCCUUCCAUCAUCCUAGAUUUCCAGAUCGUCAAUCUCCGUUCUUCUUCAAGAGGAUGUUAGUUUAUGGUGAUCGAAGGCCCACAUUCGAGGAUUUUGAGAAGGAGUCCAACUAUGGAACCAUUGAUACAUUUGAAGCUAUUCGUUCUCAUAUGACGAAUCUGUUGCUUCGUAAUUCGCCUCUUCAAUAACCGGCACCCAGGUUCACUCCUUCUGAAUCUCCUCACUAUCAGUUCGUCUCUUUCUCCCUGGUGGUAAUUAUGAAAAUUGUAAGCUAUCCCAACAUAGUCAAUCUUAUCGAGGUGAUUAAUGAUCCAGACACAGAUCACUUCUAUAUGGUUGAGUAUGUGGAGGGCAAAUGGGAUUGUGAGGGUGUUGGACCACCUGGUGGCUUAGGGGAAGCUAUCAUGAGACAAUAUUUACGAGAUAUUGUUUCUGGGUUAAUGUAUCUUCAUUCACAUAAUAUAGUGCAUAUGGACAUAAAGACUCAAAAUCUUUUGGUUUCGCGUAAUGGCACUGUAAAGAUUGCAAAUUUCAGUGUCAGCCAAGUUUUUGAGAUGGAAUCUUGCUUCUUGAAGCUAAUAGAAUGUUCAGAGCUGGAGGAUAUUUUGUAUGGGCAGUAUUGCCAGUCUAUAAACUUGAAGAUAACUUGCAAAAGCAGUGGAAAUGUAUCAUUAUUAUUUACUUACACAUGCAUUUCCUGCUUCAUAAGUAGGGAAUUACCAGUGCUUACCUUUUUUAUCACCGUUUUCCCUUCCUCCCCCUUCUUAAGACUUUUGAGUUUGCUUGAAAUCCCUUACUUAAAUUCAAAAAAUGGAGAAUCUUACGUCCCAUAUUUGCUGGGAACUGGUAAAAGGGAGGGUUAUAUUGCUAUAUGGAGGAAGCCUUUGAACAACAUUUGUUAUCUGAAUCGUGAAGUUGGUGCGAAACCUCCACUUUUUGACCCGAACAAUUAUCGAGACAGUGUCAGGCAUGUGGGACAGAAGGUCUGUAUUACAAGGGUACCUAAUAACGGAUGUGAAUGUUGUCGGAGAGAGAAUAAGUACCCUCAAUUUUGCAGAGAGGGUUGCCUCUAUAGUACUUGGAGCUGCUCGAGCUAA